Messenger RNA from Darwinula stevensoni, 486 nucleotides. Lineage: Eukaryota; Metazoa; Arthropoda; Ostracoda; Podocopida; Darwinulidae. The record is from the annotation of a GenBank genome assembly.
AUGGGGGUGUUUGUAUUUUCUGACGUAUUCACAUUCACCAUGAUUGGCAUACAGAAAUUGGUUCUGAUCGCAAAAUUUGCCCAGCAGGCGGAGAGGUACGAUGAAAUGGCCGCUGCCAUGAAGGUGACAGAGACAGGUGUGGAGUCGUCAAACGAAGAGAGAAACCUUCUUUCAGUUAUCUACAAGUAUAUGGCAGGUGCGAGAAGGAGCUCAUUGAGGGUCAUCUCAUCCAGUGACCAAAAGACAGAGGAAUCAGAACAGAAGCACGUAUUGGCCAAGGAGUACAAGGAGAAGAUAGUGAACGAGCUCCAAGAUAUUUGCUUCGAUGUCCUGGAUCUCCUGAACAAGUAUCUCAUUCCAAAAUCUAGCAACACUGAAUCCAAAGUGUUCUACCUCACGAUGAAGGGAGGCUUCAAUCGGUAUUUGGCAGAAGUUGCCACCGGAGACUCUCGGUUGGAUGUGAUGGAGGAAUCCCUGAAGGCGUAA